Molecule: messenger RNA, 4490 nt
Organism: Gigantopelta aegis
Lineage: Eukaryota; Metazoa; Mollusca; Gastropoda; Neomphalida; Peltospiridae
Product: apoptosis-inducing factor 1, mitochondrial-like
Exons: 17
Coding region: 371-1903 (510 amino acids)
Biological process (GO): mitochondrial respiratory chain complex assembly; apoptotic process
Cellular component (GO): cytoplasm; mitochondrion
Molecular function (GO): NAD(P)H oxidase H2O2-forming activity; FAD binding; protein dimerization activity
Source: RefSeq, a predicted model, not a curated record
GCGCAUUGUUACAUUCUAACCAGCAUGAUGUACCGGGUCGCGAUGUCGUGUAGACUUUGGUGUGCUCGUCAUGGCAUUGCAUUAGUGGGAAGCAAGCUUAUUCCACAACAUUAUUUUCCGAUCAGUCCUAUAGCACGGUGUAUGAGCAGCCAUGAUGUCCCGUCUCACUGGAAGACGGACAAACAGAUUGCCGAAGAACACAGAGCCACCAUGAACUUCUACCCAGUACCAGAGGGGUCCUGGCAGGAGCAGUACACCAAUACGAACAAGAAGUACAACAUAUACCUCAUCACAUCAACAGCUGUAUUUGGGAUCACAAUGUACCUUACCUGGAAAACAAAUUCAGUACCUUUGAAACUUAGCUCCUAACAUGAAGGAAAGACCACCCAAAGCCCUGGUCACUGAAGAUGGUGAAGAAGCACCUCCAUCAACAGACUGGAGCACCGUGCCCGAGAUCCCGGGUCACGCACCAUAUCUUCUCAUCGGAGCUGGCACGGCAUCAUUUGGAGCAUUCCGGGCUAUAAAAUCAGGAGAUCCUAAAGCACAGGUCUUGGUGAUUGGUGAGGAAAACCACAUUCCAUACAUGCGUCCACCACUCUCCAAAGAGAUGUGGUUUAGUGAUGACAGAAAUGCUACGCAGAAUUUACGUUUCAAGCAAUGGAAUGGCAAAGAAAGAAGUGUAUAUUUUGAACCAGCCAGCUUCUACAUAGAACCCAAGAAAUUACCAUUCCAAGAAAACGGUGGCGUUGCAGUACUCACUGGUAAAAAGGUGAUAAAGCUGGACCCCUCUGAGAAGAAAGUGUGGCUUGAUAAUGGAUCAGAAAUUACAUAUGACAAGUGUCUUAUUGCUACAGGUGGCAAGCCAAGACAUUUGCCAGUUCUUGAUAAUGCUGGAGAAGAUGUUAAGAAGAGGACAGUGUUAUUCCGAUCUAUUGAAGAUUUUCAGCGCCUUGAUCUGAUCACAGAAAGAGCUAAAUCAGUGGCUAUAGUUGGAGGUGGUUUCCUUGGCAGUGAGUUAGCUUGUGCAUUAGGAAAGAAAGGAAAGAAGAAAGGCAUCAAGGUUUAUCAAUUGUUUCCAGAAAAUGGCAAUAUGGGUCGUGUUCUCCCAGAAUAUAUCAGCAACUGGACCACAAAGAAAGUCCAGUCUGAGGGAGUUGAUGUUAUUCCAAAUGUCAAAGUUGAAUCUGCCAGUUACAACCGAGGCAAAGUUGAUCUUGGUCUCAGCAAUGGCAAAUCUGUAUCUGCUGACGUUGUUGUGGUAGCAGUGGGUCUGGAACCCAACGUUGAGCUGGCGAAGACGUCUGGUCUUGAGACGGACGAUGUUCACGGUGGUUACCGUGUUAAUGCCGAGCUAGAGGCCAGGUCCAAUGUGUGGGUGGCUGGUGAUGCUUCCUGUUUCUACGACAUCAAGCUAGGUCGGCGACGCGUGGAACACCACGACCACGCUGUUGUUAGCGGAAGACUCGCUGGAGAAAACAUGACUGGGGCAGCUAAACCGUACUGGCACCAGUCUAUGUUCUGGUCAGAUCUUGGGCCUGAAAUUGGCUAUGAAGCUAUUGGAAUUGUGGACUCCACUUUGCCUACAGUAGCGGUGUUUGCCAAGGCAACAGAAAAAGACACUCCAAAGGCUACAGUUGAAAAGAGUGGAGAAGGAAUUCGCUCAGAAUCAGAACAGGCUGCAUCCCCAGCCGUCCCGGAAAAGCUUGUGCCCAGACCACCAGGUGAUGACGACGACUACAGCAAAGGUGUUAUAUUUUAUCUCAAAGACAAAACUGUUGUCGGGAUUGUCCUGUGGAAUGUUUUCAACAAAAUGCCAUUGGCUAGAAAGGUUCUAAAAGAUGGUGCUGAAAAUGAGGAUCUCUUUGAAGUUGCCAAGCUGUUUAACAUUCACGAGUCUUCAUGAUGACAGUGGACUCUAAAAGUUUUAUUUAUUCAUAAAACAUCCACCAGAGACGGCUAAUUUUGAGCAGAGACGUUCACUAGACAUUUUGAAAAUAUUUACGGAUUUAUUUUUGAAAAUAUUUUUCUAUAUUUUAUCAGUGAACAGUAGAGGUUGUCUUAUUAGCAGGGUUUUUGAUAGACUGCUUUUACAACUACAAAAAGGAUUAUUAGCUAUGACCUACAUGUAUUAAAUGCUACAGUUGAUUUGAGCAACUAAUGAAUGAUUUUUACCAUUACGUUAUAAUUUUAUGUCACUAUUAAAAGAGACUGUCCUGAGUUUGCUGGUAUUUCCAACCAGCAGGGAUUUUUUUGAUGACUAAUAUUACAUAUUAAAUACAUUUUCUUAUUUAGAACAUCAGUGGGUGUAUAAUUGGUGUUUUUCUAAUAGACCUAUUGUCUGUAGUUUUCCUAGCUUCAUAUUUUUUUUAAUAUACAUGAAAUUAUUGGGAGGUAAAAUCUAUUUCUUUUCUACUUACCUGGCCUCAACACAAAUGCAUAUUCUCUAUACGAUUUGCUCGGAAAAGAAGGAAGUUACAGUCGUGUGAACGGAACAGAAAGGAGGACUCUGUAGAAGAAUUUUAGGCCAUCCCAUUGGCUGUUGGGAUGUUCGGACCAGACUACUAUCUUUAGAGGAAUAUGCAUUUAUUUUGAGGCCAGGUAAAGUAUUCUUAAAAAAGAGAAAACACCUCUAGUUUUCUCCAGUUUGGGCUGCUACAAAUAUUAGGACAACUACAAACAUAUUGCAUACACAGACACUGAUAUUCUAAACAAGAAAAUGUAUUUAAUAUGUAAGUUUAGUCUGUUAGCUUGAAGCAUGUUACAAACGGAGGACAGUAUCAUGAUUUUGUUAAAAGUACAAUCUAAUUCUAAAGUCUUCAUGCUUACUGAACUUUUUAAAAGUCCAGACUCAAGGCUUUAAAUAACGAAAGUCUCAUCCAUAAACGAAUGGCAUAUAGAAGUAUGGACAUGGUCUAGUCUCGAGUUAGGAUAUAAGAUUUUUAAAGCACAAGCCAUGAUCUAACAUCAAUCAUGUGACUAAAGAUUCAGGAUACGCUCUUUAGGGCCGUUUAAAACUCUUAAUUAGUUUAUUUAUUUGCUUCUUCCAACUAGGUUAGUGAGUUAUGCCCAAAAGAGAAUGUGUAGAUGCACUGCCAAGGUUUUUUUUACUGUUUUAUGAAUUUAUUAAUACCUUUUCUACACAAAUUGUAUUCAUAAUGGUCCUUUUGCUUUUUAAAUAUUCAUUAAAAAGCAGUUUAACAAUUUAAAGAAGGAAGUUAUAUUUUACCCAAGUAGAAACUUUCUAAAGAAAAAUGGAAAUAUAAUUUUCAGAUAUUUGUAAUAUAAAUGACUUGAUGUUUAUUUUAAACUUUUUGCAGGUCAAAACAUGAGAAUCAGUUUAUAGUUCUAUAAUCAAGUAGAAGUGUUGCAGGUUCUCAUUAAGAAAAAUAAAAUGGCAGCCACAAGAACUAAUUUGUGCCCUGUCAUUGGCCAGACACAGUACUGCAAUGAGACUGAAGUUAUCUUUAUAGCCAUUAACUUCCAGGCUUUUCUAGAAUUAAUCACAUGGUGGAACGGAAAAAAGGAAACACUUCAACUUUAUGUGUUUACUGUCAAUUUUUAACUCUUUAGCACACGAUUUAAACAUAAUUGUAUUUUAUGGGUGAACAGGCCUUAGACUAGCAUAUCUUUUUUGACUGGUACCAUGCUCGCCAGACCAAGCUCUAGUUUUUUUGGGGGCAUUAGUUUAGCAACAAUUGCCCCUUGACGAGUGUUUAAGCUGACAUUAAAUAUGAACUGAAGUUGAAAUUUGUUGGAAGACGUGAAUUUGUCUAAUUUUAUUUUGCUAAGAAAAACAUUAAAUUUGCAAAAUAUUUUCAGAUAAAGUUGGCAAGAUUGCUAACACUUUUUAGGCCCAUGUGUAUACUAGAUCUUAGAUAAUAUAUUGCCCCAUGUGGUGAACGGUCCGUCAAUAGAAAAGUGUAUUCAGUUUGAUACAAAAACUGCAGGCUUCUAAAACAUCAUCAUCGAAUUUGAUGUGGUGCUACAUUUAAAAAAUAAUAAGAAUCUCAUGUUGAUGUUCAGUAGUACUUAACUGAAGUUUGUUAAAGAAAAUCAACCUAUAUGCAGUGAAACUUAUUAAGAUGGCUUUAACUGUGUGAGAUACCUUUGUAUCAGAGCUUGAGGUGUUGGUAGAUAAUAUUAUAGGGUAGACAGUCCUGUUAUUUCUGUGCUAUAUAUCCCAAGUGAACACUAGCGACUUAAAGAUGUAUUCAGAUACUUGCAGAUAUUUUUUUUUAAUUUUGGUUAUUCUAAUGAAUGAUACAGUAAUAUACUUGUAAAUAUUCAUUAUGAUUUAAAAUUUAUGGUAAUAUAUUGUGAAAUUAUAAUAUUAGCAGUUAUUGAAAGCUAGUGUACAUAAUUUUGAGAAAUGCAGGUUAUGUAGGUUUGUAACAACAAUGAAUAGCGAGAUUCAUGCACUGUGCUAUAUUAGCAGACUUCUUUUUUUUUCAGUGAAAAGUGCUCAGAGCGAAUAAAUUAUUUUGUAUAUA